Messenger RNA from Engraulis encrasicolus (European anchovy), 1071 nucleotides. RefSeq lists its product as uncharacterized. The record is from RefSeq and is a predicted model, not a curated record. The coding region runs from base 44 to 1069 and encodes 341 amino acids. The transcript has 6 exons. Lineage: Eukaryota; Metazoa; Chordata; Actinopteri; Clupeiformes; Engraulidae.
UUAUAACAGAGGUUAUGUCUGAACGCUCAAAAUCAGUGUGCCCAUGACAUUAAUUGUGUUUGCAGGUCACAGUGCGAAGUAUGGCAGCUACUCGCUGAUGAACCUGGAGAACAACAACAUUAUUGAUGUGCAGCUUGUUCAGAGCAAUGAGGUUGGAGGUAGCUGCAAUAUGGAGAAGGAGGGUCUGAGAAGAAGCCUGGAGUUGCUUGACUCAAAGGGUGUGGCAGUGGACUACAUUGUAACUGACCGGCACCCUCAAAUACAGAAAUACCUGCGUGAUCGUGAUGUCCAGCAUUUCUAUGACGUCUGGCACUUUGAAAAAGGUCUAUCUAAGAAACUUGACAAGCUGUCCAAAGACAAAGAAUGCGAACUUCUAAAAAAGUGGCGGCGGAGCAUCGGGAACCAUGCUUACUGGGCAGCAACAUCCUCUUCCACAGGCCCUGAAAAACUGGCCAAAUGGACCUCCAUUUUAAACCACAUACAAAAUAGGCACACCCAUGAUGACCCCACCUUUCCCAAAUGUCUGCACCCUGCGCUGCCUCAAAAAAGAUCAAAAAAAUGGUUUAAGCCAGGCUCCAAAGCUCUCUGCAAGGUGGAGAAGCUACUUCUUAGCAAAAGGGUCCUGACAGAUGUGCAGAAGCUCAGCUCCGACUACCAAACGUCUACAUUGGAGGCAUUCCAUAGUGUGCUAUUAAGAUUCACACCGAAGAAUGUGGUCUUCCCAUUUAUUGGGAUGUUGUGCAGACUGUACCUGGCAGCACUGCACUUUAAUGAGAAUGCUCGUCGCUGCCAAGCUAAAACAUCAUCUGGCCGCCUGAAAUUUAAAAUGAGUUUCCCCAAGGCAAAAAAAGGAGCAGCAUCUGUGAAGCCAGUAAAAACGGCACCUACAUACAAUUACAUCUUCGAAUUGAUGGAGUUGCUUUUCAAGGAGGUCGUCCUCAACCCCCAGCCAUUCCAAGAUGAAGUGCGAGCAAUCAAUGUCCCCAGCUUCCUCUCAGCGCAGUAUGAACACCCCACCAUGGACGACGCUGUGGCAGCAUACAAGUCGCGUUUCAGAGUGGAGGCCUGAAC